This is a messenger RNA of Nicrophorus vespilloides, 1002 nucleotides long. RefSeq names its product achaete-scute complex protein T3-like (gene Ase). Gene Ontology annotation, molecular function: DNA-binding transcription factor activity, RNA polymerase II-specific; RNA polymerase II transcription regulatory region sequence-specific DNA binding; protein dimerization activity. The record is from RefSeq and is a predicted model, not a curated record. Lineage: Eukaryota; Metazoa; Arthropoda; Insecta; Coleoptera; Silphidae. Gene Ontology annotation, biological process: developmental process; regulation of transcription by RNA polymerase II. The transcript has a single exon. The coding region runs from base 1 to 1002 and encodes 333 amino acids.
AUGUCUACUACAAUCAGUGUCGUGCAAUACCAAAGCUCUCCGCAGAAGAUCCUGCAGCAGACGCAGAACACGCAGCGUGAGAUAAUUAUCCUGCGGAAACAGCAGCAAGUUCUGCCGCAGGGCAAAGAGGAUUUGUUGGGACGGAAGAAGUCGCGCGUCGGUCACAAGGAGGUAGCGCAGAAUCCGCCGCCAAUAGCCGUGGCGAGGAGAAACGCGAGAGAAAGAAAUCGCGUUAAGCAGGUGAACAACGGAUACGCCACUCUCAGGCAACACAUCCCUAACUCUAUAGCCGCAGCCUUCGAAUCUAAUAAUGGUCGUGGUGGUAACAAGAAGUUGAGUAAAGUUGAAACUCUGAGGAUGGCAGUGGAGUAUAUCCGAAGCCUCGAAGAUAUCUUAGCCGAUCCUGAGAAUCCCGGGAAUACCUCGCUGGGAUCGUCCUACAACUCAUCCACACCUUCCUCACCAGCUCUGACCACCGCAAAUCUCACCUACAAUUAUCAACUCAUGUCGCCUAGCAACGACGAGGAUGACUUCUCCAACAACCCCACGCCUCCCCCGACCCAGUACCAUCAUCAUCAGCAGCGCUACCACGAGCUGAACUUCUAUGAUGACAGCGAGAAUCUGGAGCCGCUCGACGACAAUCUCCUGUCAGAUCCGUCCCUAAUGGACACCGACAUCGAGUUGGGCAAUCAAGACUUAUCGCUGCUGAACACGAUGCAUACCACGACGGGCUCGUUAUCGCCAGAAAUGUACAGCGAUAACUCACUUUCACCUAUUUCCAUCGAGCGGUCCGCAGCCGACCGACAAAUGUUCAUUCCUGUUGUCUUCAAUGCGACGACAAACGAAGACGUCAAGAUGAUGAGGAUCAGCCCCGCCGGUCCGAUCAUCAAGACCGAACCGCCCGUCCUCUCCCUGCAGAACGACACCGAAAUGCCCGUCGACACCAAGGAGAACAUGAUCCAAGUCAUGGCAUGGUGGGAUCAACAAGAAGUCAGGAGUUAG